AUGAAUCUGCGAUCUGGUGCGGCCACUAAAGUCAAUAUUGCCAAAAAGAAAACAAAGAAGAAAGACGCGACAAACAUUUCAAACAAAGAAAUGGCGACGGGUAGCCUCGAAGCUACGAUCCAAACAAUGAUGCAGGAGCUCAAAGGAGAGAUCAAAGGGCUCAAAGAAGAUCUUAUCAAACAAAUUGGGAGCCUCAGAACGGACGUCGAGUCUUUCGCGACCGAGAUUAAACAAGUUCAAAAGGACGUAAAAGAAGUCCGGGCAGAGAUGGGAAAUGCGGUGGACAAGAUCGCAGAAGCCGAGGAAAGAAUCAACCAGUUGGAGGAAGGAGAGGUGACUAUAAACAACGCACUUAAACACCUCCUACGGGAACAUAAGAAGAUAAAUCAAAGCCUGGAGUAUCAAGAACAAAAAUCAAGGCAAUUUAACGCCCGAAUUUUUCAAGUAAUUGAAGGAAUAGAACAACAGGAUAUGGUGGGUUUCGUUAAAUCAAUACUGGUGGAACAGUUGAAGAUACCAGCCGACACAUUCCACAUCUGUGCAGCCCACCGCUCCCUCGCCAAAAAGCCGACGGGAGAAGAUGCAGCACCUCGGUCUAUUGUUGUCCGCUUUCUGUCGUGGAACACCCGAGAGAAAGUGGUAAAAACAGCGUGGGCGAAAAAAGACAUUACAGCUGGAGGUAAACGCAUUUAUUUUGACAGAGACCUACCUGAAAAGGUACAGAAAGAGAGACGCAGAUAUGCCCCACUAAGACUACAACUGAAAGAAAAAAAGAUUAAGUCCUUCAUAAUACACCCGGCGAAACUGAAGGUCUUCGAAGAGGAAGGAUCGUUCAUUAUUUACAACACACCGGAGGAUGCGGAGACGCAACUACGGGCCAAGGGAUUAAUCUCCACAGAGCCGUGCGUCGGAGCGCACCGUGGCAAGCAUGGCACACUGCGCAAAGAAGGAGCACAAUCGGCACCUUUCCAGAGGAGCGGCGGAGAUGAAGAGACUUUGGAGACCCUACUAGAAGACGCUAUGAGGGGACUGUAA
Messenger RNA from Xyrichtys novacula (pearly razorfish), 1035 nucleotides. Lineage: Eukaryota; Metazoa; Chordata; Actinopteri; Labriformes; Labridae. The record is from the annotation of a GenBank genome assembly.